Molecule: messenger RNA, 1794 nt
Organism: Oryza sativa Japonica Group (Japanese rice)
Lineage: Eukaryota; Viridiplantae; Streptophyta; Magnoliopsida; Poales; Poaceae
Product: protein COP1 SUPPRESSOR 2
Biological process (GO): mRNA splicing, via spliceosome
Cellular component (GO): spliceosomal complex
Source: RefSeq, a predicted model, not a curated record
GGAGGCGGCGGCGGCGAAUUCGUUCCGAUUUGGGGAAAAAAAAAAUAAAAAAUUCGAACCAAACCUAUCCAAAAUCCCCAUCUCGCCACCAUCUGCAAACUCGCCGCCGGCCACCCCGCCGUCGACGAACCCCACCCAAACCUCGCCGGGGAACCAGUCCAAGCUCCGUCCAACCAUGCGGAAGAACUUCCGCAAGCGGAACCUCGAGGCGGACGCCGCCGCCGACCACUCCGACGACGACGACGCCCGCCGCGUCGCCCUGGAGGAGAUCAAGUACAUGCAGAAGCUCCGGGAGAGGAAGCUGGGCAUCCCCGCCGCCGCCGCCGCAGCGGGCGCGUCGUCAGCGGCUUCUGCCGACGGGGCCUCCCCCCGCGGAAGAGGCGGCGGCGGAGGUGGGUUAGCGGCCGGAGGGGAUGCCGAGAAGGAGGACCUCGUCCUCCAGGACACCUUCGCGCAGGAGACCGCCGUCACCAUCGAGGAUCCCAACAUGCUGAGGUAUGUGGAGAACGAGCUGUUGAAGAAGAGGGGCAAGAAGGUUGAUGUGAAGGACAAGGAGGAGAAAGACCAGGUCGAUGAGCUCUACACUGUGCCAGACCACCUCAAGGUUAGGAAGAAGAACUCGGAAGAGAGCUCAACGCAGUGGACCACUGGCAUUGCUGAAGUUCAGCUGCCUAUUGAGUACAAAUUAAGAAACAUUGAAGAGACCGAGGCAGCUAAAAAGAUGCUACAAGAGAAAAGGCUUGCCGGUAAAACAAAAUCAGAUGCUAACAUUCCGUCGAGCUAUAAUGCUGACUUUUUCCAUCGCGGAAAAGAUUACACCGAAAAGUUGAGAAGAGAGCAUCCUGAACUGUACAAAGAUCAAGGUUCACAGGCUAAUGGAACUGGAGGUAAAUCAAUGGGUGGUAACCAUCCAGAUGGUGCUGGUGCAGGGCGGAGAGAAGCUGCUACUGAUGAGUUGUUGCUUGAGCGUUUCCGCAAGCGUGAAAAAUUCCGUGUCAUGCGCAGAUAACAUGAAAUGGAAUAGGAUGCUAACUUAUGCUAUUUCCUUUAAAGGGCAAGCGUGUCAGUGUGACCACAUGAUGGCCCUCUAUACAUCGGUUGAUUUUGGCUUUUGCUUCUAAAGCCAGUGUCCAUGGCUCAUCAUGUUAUAGGCGUAUCUUCGAAGCAUUUGGGAAAAUUGGACAGGUCUUCAUGAAACUGAUCAAUAUUGUUCUGUACUGAGCAGCAAUCCAGGAUCUCGUUUCUCUCUUUUCUUUAAAACUGCUGGUUCAACCAUGGAUAAAUUGCCAAUGAUCUCAGAUAUGCCUUUCCAUCCCGAUCCUGAGGCUUACCUUCCAUGCUUAUCAUUUCUGCUGCUUACACAACCACCUUGCGGCUUGCACCUUAUUACUGAAAAUUUCCUGGAUAUAAGCAAGCACUGGCAAUGUACCUUAUGUUAUAUUUUCAUCAGAAACACUCAGCUUUGUUGAUGUUGCCCUUCUGAAACAAGGAAAAGCUGUCAGUAAAGAAGUUGUUAAUUUCUGCUCCGUGCAUUGAUGUGACCUUGCAUAAUUUUUUGAGCCAUCAUUUGUUUGGUACAUUAUGAUUAUCGCUGUAUUAAUGUUGACCGGCUAUUUUGCAUCUAUAACUGGAUUGGAUGGCGUAAUGCUUGUAGUGUGCAAGCUGUUAGUACAUAUGUUAGGUUAAGAGAAUGUGGGUUUGUCACAGUUCAGAAAUAUUAUGUCAUUUUAGCAUGGUUGCAUGUCGUAUUUGAGACCGUACUGAAGUUGAGUUGGUGAAUCAUCCAUUCUGUAA